AUGAAAGAAACAGGCCGUGAUGAAAAGGAGCGAAACCAUUGGGUACGGGCACUUGAAACUGUCAUUCGGGAAUGUGGAGGAUAUAGGAAAGCUCCAAAGAAACAAGAGAAUGCAUCAGAAGCACUGAAGCAUAAAAUUGUCGAAGCUGACAAGCAUUUGUCGGAUAUCAUUCUUCAGGUAAAGGGCCUUGAAUCGCUUAAAGAACAUGCAUCAGAGAAAGAGCGCAAAAAUGUAGACGAGCUGAUCACGUCUAGUAACCGGCUGCUCGACACGGUUAAGCAUGCGAUCAUUCUUUUGCAGGACUUUCUGAUAAAUGAACGUUAUCGUAGAAAUUUGGCACUUGAUUAG
Molecule: messenger RNA, 348 nt
Organism: Strongylus vulgaris
Lineage: Eukaryota; Metazoa; Nematoda; Chromadorea; Rhabditida; Strongylidae
Source: the annotation of a GenBank genome assembly